Messenger RNA from Lentinula edodes (shiitake mushroom), 4130 nucleotides. Its product is annotated as P-loop containing nucleoside triphosphate hydrolase protein. The record is from RefSeq and is a predicted model, not a curated record. Gene Ontology annotation, cellular component: condensed nuclear chromosome; Mre11 complex; nucleus. Lineage: Eukaryota; Fungi; Basidiomycota; Agaricomycetes; Agaricales; Omphalotaceae. The coding region runs from base 38 to 3952 and encodes 1304 amino acids. Gene Ontology annotation, molecular function: ATP hydrolysis activity; G-quadruplex DNA binding; double-stranded telomeric DNA binding. Gene Ontology annotation, biological process: telomere maintenance via recombination; chromosome organization involved in meiotic cell cycle; double-strand break repair. The transcript is spliced from 23 exons.
CGUACCUCCGUUUGUCUUUUACUCGUCGCUGGUAGCUAUGGCUUCACUAAACAAACUAGCAAUUCGCGGUAUACGUUCUUUUGACGACAAGCAAGUUUCCAUUAUUGAAUUCUUUUCUCCUGUCACUGUGAUUGUUGGCCACAAUGGUAGUGGCAAGACGACUAUUAUCGAAUGCCUCAAGUACGCCACCACCGGAGACCAACCUCCUAAUAGCCGUGGGGGCGCCUUUGUUCAUGAUCCAAAAAUGGCUAAUGAGAAGGAGGUGAAUGCACAAGUAAAACUCAGGUUUUUUGCCGCGAAUGGACAGAGGAUGCUUGCUGUGAGGAGUUUGAGUGUCACGACCAAAAAGACUGCGGGGUUGACCAUGAAGACGUUGGAGAGUAUCUUGGCCGUCGAUGACACCAGUAUAGAGAAAAAUAGCAAGAGAGCUGUAAUUUCUACGAAGUGUGCUGAGAUGGACACCGAGAUACCUCAGUUGUUAGGGGUCUCUAAAGCUGUUCUUGAGAAUGUCAUCUUCUGUCACCAAGAAGAUUCUUACUGGCCGCUUGCCGAGCCUUCUGCGCUCAAAAAGAAAUUCGACGAUAUCUUCGAAGCGACUAGAUAUACAAAGGCCCUUGACAAUAUCAAGGCCCUUCGUAAAGAUCGAGUAGGGGACCUCAAAACUGAGAAAGAACGACUCGAGGGUCUGGCGAAAGAAAAAGGACAUGCAGACAAGCUUCGUGCUCGAAUCUCCGAGCUCAAGAACACCAUUCACGUCAAGGAGAUUACCUACGAAGAAACAAAGAGAGACUACGAUGAAGUUGUUGUUGCCAAUGCCAAAUACUACGAAUACGCGUCUCGCUUCCGUGAGAUCUAUAUCAAGAUAGAAAAUCUUCAGGAGAAACAGAAAACCCUGCAGGCCGAUUUAGAUGAGACUAGAGUGAAUGUACCCGAGAUUCUUGGCUCCAAUGAAAAUUUACAAAAGCGUAUGGAUCGGUUUGACGAAAAUAUCCAGGAACAGAAGCGACAACGACAGAAAGCAGUUGCUCAAAAGCAAGAUAUCGAGGGAGAGCUGGAUACCAGCAGAAUGAAUCGUGAUGUCCAUCUGAACAAUGUAGCCCGCUUUAAUUCUGAAGCUAAUCAACAGCAACAGCGGCUCAAAGACCGUGAACAACUUAUCAGGGAUAUUUCGACGAAGUUUGAAAUAGGUAGUUUCGGUCAAAAUGCUUUAGAUGGUUCCCAGGUCAUCGAAUUUAUGUCAAAGCUGGAUGAUUUCAAGGGAAAGCAGAACCAUGAGUUGGAGAAAUUGCAGGCGGAGAGGAAGUCUCAACAGGAAGAAUACAACGCAAGGUCCCGUGAGCUUACUGCAGCCGCUGAACAGCUCAAAGCCGAUAAAUCUUCUCUUCGGCAACAAAUUGCUGAACGCAAGGGCUAUAUCGCAAAAGGCGAACGCGAACUCGAAAAUAGCCAAGAGCUUUCCGGUCAGCUUCAGGUAAACACGGGCGACAUCGAAGAGAAAACGCGACGACUUGACAAACUGAAGGCGGACUUCAAGAACGCCAACUACGAUGAAAAGCUUUCUCGGAAUACCGAGAAGAAGACUGUCGCAGAAAGCAAACGCGAAAGGCUUAACCAAGAAUUCAUCAUGUUGAACCGAGAAGCCGAAUCUCGUGCAAACUUGAAUUUGAAGCGGAAAGAUAUCAACGCCAAGAAUAUCGAGAUCGAGUCCAAUGUUGAUUCUGCGAACACGAAACUUGUUAAACUAACAGGCAAAACGGCUUCGAUCGAGUCAAUUGAAAGCGUAAUUGAGAAAAUCGCAAAAAAGAAGAUGAAUGCGCUCGAGAUCGCAGAAUUAGAUGCCAACACUGCCAGUGGUGACCACCGUCAAGCAGAGGCUUCUGUCGCAGAAAAAAUUUCUACUCUGAAAUCAAAAAUGAAAGACCUCAAAGAUGCCGAACGUCAAAUGAACAGUGCGUUUGAAAAAAAGGAGAUGACUUUAGAAGAAGCCAUUAAAGAUGCUUUCGCCCAGCUCAAUUUUGCCAAGGAGGAGGUACACGUUGGUGCAGGGGCAGCGAAAGUAUAUGAGCGAAUACUCCAAGCCGGGAAGCAAAAGAAAAAGUGUACCGCCUGCAAUCGUCAUAUGGAUGACGAUGAAUUGCAUGUCUUUGAGAAAUAUCUGAAAGAAGAGAUCAAUAAAUCCAAGCAAACCAAAGAUGCGGAAGCCUCUGUUGAAGGGUGGGCGGAAGAACAUGAGAGGCUGCAAAAACUACGCCCUAUCCAGAGUCGACUGGACACACUGAAGCUCAAAGAGAUACCAGCAAUGGAAGAACAGGUUGCCAAGGCUGAAACCACAGCAAUGGAAACAAAAGAAAUUGCAGAGCAGGCUUCCGAUAAAGUCAACGCUCUGAAGGAAGAAUUGAAUGACAUUCAGGCGGUCAGGGAGUAUGGUAAAACAAUUGCGAGGCUUCAAGCAGAAGUAGAGCGACUGAAACAAGAUGUCAAAUCCAUUGAAAACGAACUUGCAGCAUCUGGGUCCACGAAAAGUACUGAGGAUAUCCAGAACGAGAUUGAAGCACUAUCUAGUGAAAUACGUGUUCUCGAUAAAGAGAGUAAUGCUUUAACAAGAGAGCGUGACCGCCAAAAUGCGACACACCGAAGCAUUGAGAGCGAAUUGCAUAGGCUGGAGCUCGAAUCCGCCAAGAUACGUAGCAGAAUUAAGGAGAAGGAGAAUAUCGAGAAACAGAUUGAACAGUGGAAGAAGGACAUCGCUGAUAUGUCAGAUCGAAUGAAGACUGCAGAACAACGCAUCGCCGAAGCUCAGGGCCCCAUUGAUGCACUCGAUGCCGAGCACAAAACCCAACAACGCGAGCUGGACGGCAAAUUAUCCAGCGCUUCGGUUCUGGCUCAAGAUCUGAACCGCAGAGCGGACAAACUCGCCGACACCCAAAGACAUGUGGAAAAGUAUGUUCAACAGCGGAAAGAGCAACAACUUCGCGACUCCAAUGCAUCGCUCGAAGAAGCCAAGGAAGAAAUCAAGGAAUUGGAAAAACAAGUCGAGGAAGCUCGAGACAAAAUCGCCAAAAUCGACAAAGAGAUUAGCGAAAGCGGUUCUACUCUUUCCAAUCUUCGGGAGAACAUUCGUUUGCGGAAGCUUGUGACACAAAUUCAGGAAACGCAGACUGAAAUUGACUCCUAUGACAUGGAGGAAGCUGCCAAAGCUAAGCGUACCUUCCAAGACAAAUGGAAAAUUGCAAAGAAUAAAGAGGAGACUCUUCAGCUUGAGUUUUCGCACAUUGGAGGUGAAAUAAGCUCCCAUAAGUCUCAGCUCAGCACCUGGGAGACAGACGCCAAAGAAUACAAGGACAUCAAUAAGCAUUACACUGAUCAACUCAUCAAAGUCAAGAUGUCCGACAUGGCGAACAAUGACCUGGAGAAGUACGGAAAAGCCUUGGAAAAUGCUAUCAUGAAAUAUCACACCCUGAAGAUGGAGGAGGUGAACGAUACUAUGAGGCAUCUCUGGAACAAAACGUAUCAGGGCACAGAUAUCGAUGGAAUCAAGAUUCGGUCCGACGUUGAGGGCGGAGCUUCCAAACGUUCUUACAAUUAUAGGGUCGUAAUGACGAAGGACCAGGUGGAGAUGGACAUGCGAGGUCGAUGUUCAGCUGGACAGAAGAUGCUGGCAUCCAUCAUCAUUCGGCUGGCACUAUCCGAUUCAUUUGGCCAGAAUUGUGGUAUCUUGGCUUUGGACGAGCCCACCAAUGCGCUCGAUACGGAAAAUAUUGAAGCUCUGGCUUCUAGUCUUGUCGAUAUCAUUAAUGAGCGGAAGAAUCAUUCCAAUUUCCAACUCAUCAUCAUCACUCAUGACGAAAACUUUUUGCGCAAGUUAGGUCAGAGCGACGUGAUGGAAUAUUAUUGGCGCGUUUCUCGAGAUUCCCGACAAAAAUCCACAACAGAACGCCAGCGAAUUCGGUAGUUUUGGUUCUCAAGAUGCUCUUCCCCUUGUCUGUUUUCUCUUGUAUUUCAGUGCUGCUAUUUAGUUUCUCUUGCAUUCUUCGAACCACUAUUUAUCAUCGUAACUGUAUUUGUAUCAACUGUACCGUACGGGUGCCUUGACCCGACCAUCAAUGUAUGUUCAUAACAUUCUCCAUAGC